Messenger RNA from Callorhinus ursinus (northern fur seal), 3272 nucleotides. RefSeq names its product gamma-glutamyltransferase 5 (gene GGT5). The record is from RefSeq and is a predicted model, not a curated record. Gene Ontology annotation, biological process: glutathione catabolic process. NCBI's taxonomy places the organism in Eukaryota, Metazoa, Chordata, Mammalia, Carnivora, Otariidae. Gene Ontology annotation, molecular function: glutathione gamma-glutamate hydrolase.
UGCCUGUGGACCCUGCACCUUGUGCUCCUGCUAAGCCUGGUCAAGAGGAGCCUCAAGGGUCCCCCUCCCACAGCUGCCUCCCUGUUGGGUACCCUGAGGCCUGGGCAGGGGAGGAUCUAGGCUAGUGUCCCCAGGAGAGGCUCACAGCCAGCACAGAUGGACACAGGGAAGCACACAGCCAGGGAAGCGCCGAGAUGCUUCCCUGGGAUGGGAGGGCAGCCUCAAUCUCAGGAGGCCCGUGGUGGCAUUUAGACAGCAGGCCCCAGGGGUGGAUGGUCUGGUGGGCAGUGGGUGCCAAGGGCCAGAUGCAGGCUACAGAUGUCUUGUAGUCCUGGGUGUUUGAUGCAGAUUGGGAAGCUGAGCCCCGUCCUGGUCACCCCUGUUUCCUGGCUAGGCUGCGGCUGAGCUGCGACUCGAACCCGGGUCCUGAGUGACCUUGCCUUGGGUACCCCCUCCCUCUGUCUCUGGCCCCCUUCAGCCCCAGCGCUGGGCCCCAGACAUCCUCAGUGUCCUCUGGCUCUGGGAAUGCUGAGGCAAGCUGUUGCUAGGGGGAACCGCACCAAGAAGGCAGGAGCCAGGGUGUCACUGUGGUCCCUUUGUCCCUCUGAGACUGAUCCAGGGGAGGGGACUGGGCAGGCCUGAGCCCUGCUGUCCUGGCUUUGCUGGGAACUGGAGAACAGCCGUGGGGGCCCUGGGCAGCCUGUACCCUGGCUCCCUCAGGGAGAGGAGGUGCCAAGUCCUCAAGCACGUGGGUUGGGAUAGCCCUGGGCAGGAGGGGUGUCUGUACCAACAAGACAAGGCUGUGGGAAUGAGGGAGUUAACAGCAGUUGCUUCUCCUCUCUGGAAGGAAAACUCCCCAUAAACGCCCUGCUCCCUGGCCUCCUGCCAGGGCCAAGAACAGGGGCUGAAAACUGGAAGUUCAGGCGUGCGGCCAGCCCUGCCUCUGUAGCAGGCGCUUGGGUAGGGCAGCAACCCCGCCACUGGCUGCCGGUCCAUAUACCCACCUGUCUGCCGGGGCACCGCUCUUCGUCUGUAAGCCUGUCUGUCCCUCCGUCUGCAAUCCUGUGUCUGUCCAGCUGGCUCUCCGACCAUCUUUCUCUUACUGUCCUAUAUCCAGCUGUCUAGACUGUCAAUCCGUUUGUCUGUCUCUGGCCUCCAUCUGUUUGUUCAUCUGUCCAAUCACCUGCGAAUCCAUCUGCACAUCUUCUUGUGCGUUCAUCCAUCCAUCUGUCUGUCCACCUGCCUUCUCUCUCCACUCUGGGCCUCAGAGCCAUGGCCCAAGGCCGCAGGACCACAGUCAGCAUGGUGCUGCUGGGGUUGGGGCUGGCCUUGGCCAUUAUCGUGCCCGCCGUGGUCCUCUCUCGCCGCCACACUGGCUGCGGCCCCCAGGCCUUUGCCCAUGCUGCGGUCGCCGCUGACUCCAAGGUCUGCUCGGACAUUGGACGAGCCAUCCUCCAGCAGCAUGGCUCAGCUGUGGAUGCCACCAUUGCGGCUCUGGUCUGCACCGGAGUCAUCAACCCUCAGAGCAUGGGCCUGGGCGGAGGGGUCAUCUUCACCAUCUACAAUGCAACCACAGGGAAGGUGGAAGUCAUCAAUGCCAGGGAGACAGUGCCGGCCAACUACGUCCCAGGCCUACUGGACCAGUGUGAGCAGGCUCAGCCGCUGGGCACAGGGUCCCAGUGGAUUGCAGUGCCGGGGGAGCUCCGCGGCUAUGCUGAGGCCCACCGCCGCCACGGCCGCCUGCCCUGGGCACGGCUCUUCUGGCCCACCAUCUCCUUGCUCCGAGGGGACUACCGCAUGCCCUCCAUCCUCAGUCAGUUCCUGCAGAACGACUUCCUACGGCCUUCCUUGUACAAGACAUCCCUGAGGCAGCUCUUUUUCAACGGCACAGAACCCCUGAGGGCUCAGGACCCAUUCCCCUGGCCCGCACUGGCUGCCACCCUGGAAACCGUGGCCACGGAGGGAGCAGAGGCCUUCUACACAGGGACGCUGGGCCAGAUGCUGCUGGAGGACAUUGCCAAUCAAGGCAGCAGGCUGACCCUGCAGGACCUGGCCUCCUUCCAGCCAGAGGUAGUGGAUGCCCUGGAGAUGCCCCUGGGGGACUACACCCUGUACUCACCGCCACCACCUGCAGGGGGCGCGAUUCUCAGCCUCAUCCUCAACGUGCUCAAAGUGUUCAACUACUCCUCGGAGUCGGUGGCCAGGUCCGAGGGGAGUGUGAACUUGUACCAUCACCUUGUGGAGACACUCAAGUUUGCCGGGGGACAGAGGUGGCGGCUGUGGGACCCCCGCAGCCACCUGGAUAUCCAGAACGCCUCCCAGGACCUGCUGGGAGAGGCUUUGGCCCAGCAUAUCCGCCAGCAGAUCGACGUUCGGGGUGACCACCCUCUCAGCCACUACAGCCUGGCCGGGGCCUGGGGCCACAAGAUGGGCACGUCGCAUGUGUCUGUGUUGGGGGAGGAUGGAAGCGCCGUGGCAGCUACCAGCACCAUCAACACGCCCUUUGGAGCAAUGCUGUACUCACCACGCACGGGCAUCCUGCUCAACAACGAGCUUCUGGACCUAUGCUGGAGGCGCCCCCCAGGCUCCAAAGUCACCCCCCAACCCGUUCCAGGCGAGCGGCCUCCAUCAUCCAUGGUUCCCUCCAUCUUGGUCAACACAGCCCAGGGGUCAAAGCUGGUGAUCGGUGGGGCUGGUGGGGAGCUCAUCGUCUCUGCCGUGGCCCAGGCCAUCAUAAACAAGCUGUGGCUUGGCUUUGACCUGAGAACUGCUAUUGCAGCCCCUAUCCUGCACGUCAACAGCAAGGGCCAUGUGGAGUAUGAGCCCAACUUCAGCCAGGAGGUGCAGAAGGGGCUCCGGGCCAGGGGCCACAACGAGACCAAGAGUCCCUUUUUCCUGAAUGUGGUCCAGGCUGUGUCCCAGGACGGGGCCUGUGUGUAUGCCGCAGCGGACCCGAGGAAAGGUGGGGAGGCCUCAGGCUACUGAGGACACUGCUCCUGAGAGCUGCAAUCCGGCCCACCGUCAGUGUGUGCCCAGGCUGGCCUUGACCAUGGGACCAAGCACUCAGGCAGGAUCUGGACUCUUUGGUGGAGGGUCGGCCUAGGGCUACAAGAGGUGGGGACAGCCUGGAAGAUGGACGACUGUGGGGGCUGAGCUGUCUCCCCGAGCCCCUUGUGGCCCUGCCCUGACCCCCAAGCCUUCCCUAGGCCUCUCACCCAGGACUGUGGCCUACCCUCCCCCCAGGCCCCACUCCCCAUCUGUAUACCCUCUAG